UUCGAUAAGUGACGCCACAAAGGUGAAAACGAUGGAUGCAGGUGGUAGCAGGUAUAAAUUGAUAGAUAUCACCGCCACAUCUACACAAUUCUAGUUCUAGUUCAGGAUAUAUUUAAUCUAUCUACGAUUCAGUUCUAUCGCAAUCCAAUUACAAAUCAAAUCAAAUCAAAUAGAACGACACGAUCUAGCCCAGUCCAACUCGAAUCAACAGCAAAUAUCAAAGCAACCAUGCCUUCCCUCGUUGAAUCCCUCACAAACCUCGUCUCCUCCAUCUUCAACACUAUCAUCGCAGCCUUCAGCUCCAUCAUCGCCUUCCUCCAAUCAAUCCUCAACACGAUUCUCGGCCUCAUCAAUGCAUUUUUCGCAGCAAUCGGUUCUGCUAUCGCGGGUAUUGCGCAGACGUUUGAGGGAUUGGUGAAGUUCCUCUUGAGCAACUUAGUUAUCGUCGUCGCUCUCGGCGCUGCCUUCGUCACAUACACCGUCUAUCAACGUAGUCAAGGAAGACCUGUUACUGCUGCACCCGGCAGCGCCAAGAAGGCUUCUUAAACUUGUCUUCUCACGAAUCUCGGCGUCCAAACGGGUGAUGGUGGGAUACAAAAUAAAGAAAAUAAGUGCUAGGAAACUUCCAGCAGAAUAACCACAUGAGAUGCACAGGAGGAGUGCUGACCGGAAAGAAGGAAAGUGAAGGGGAGGAAAUAAUAAAACAAUGAAACAAGGGCGGUUCACUCGCGGAGUAUACUUUAUGAUACCUCACUACUUAGUACUAAUACAACAAUCAAACAAUAAUCCAUCUUGG
This is a messenger RNA of Botrytis sinoallii, 796 nucleotides long. RefSeq lists its product as uncharacterized. The transcript is spliced from 2 exons. Lineage: Eukaryota; Fungi; Ascomycota; Leotiomycetes; Helotiales; Sclerotiniaceae. The record is from RefSeq and is a predicted model, not a curated record. The coding region runs from base 229 to 546 and encodes 105 amino acids.